GCGGGACUCACUCGCUCGCCAGUGGACUCCAGAGCAGCUCCCUCGACGAGGGUCCGGCUUGACUAAUGAGGCGCAACUCGAGCGACACCUGAUUGACUGCCGGAAAGGAGGAUACGCCCGGCGCCCAGGAUGAGUGGAGCCGCCGAGGUCGUUUGCGAAGGGUGGCUCCGAAAAUCGCCGCCGGAGAAAAAGCUUCGCCGUUAUGCGUGGAAGAGGCGCUGGUUCGUGCUGCGCAGCGGCCGGCUGAGCGGCGAGCCUGACGUUCUGCAGUAUUACAAAAACCCGAAUUCCAGACGGCCUAUCGGAACCAUCAACUUGAACUUGUGCGAGCAGGUGGACGCCGGGCUGUCGUUCACCAAGAAGGAAUUGGAGAAGAGCUUCGUGUUCGACCUGAAGACGGAGGAGAGGACGUGGUACCUCGUGGCCGAGUCGGAGGACGACAUGAACCGCUGGGUGGCGGCCAUCUGCCUGCUGUGCGGCUUCAACCCAACCGAAGUUCAUGACAGCCCUCCCGUUUCCACGGGAACAACAUCUGCCCCGCCCCCUCACGACCGAGCGAGAUUGCGCCCCCUGGAGGCCGACAGCGGUCAUGCGCACGACGACUACCUGUGGCUGGCGCAAUGCCAGACUCGUGUCAGGCCCCCCGAAGGUUCCUCCCCCUCCCUGGAAAGCGACAACGGUGACCAGCUCUUCCCCCCUCCCCCUCCGUCUUCCACCUCCUCAUCUUCUUCGUCCUCGCCUUCCACUCUUCCCAUCAGCCUCCCCCCUCCUUCCUCCAGUUCCCGGACGGCGCCGUGGACAGCCGCCCCACCGACGGCCGCCCUAAGCCAAUCUCUGGACUCCGGCGUGACUCCUUACCUCCGCAGAGAAGGUGGGAAGCCUCGCUGUCACCCCUCCCCCCACCCCAGGAAGCACUCUUUGGAUUUCCACCUGCGUCCCGUGGCCAUCCCCGUCUAUGACGCCGCUCCCUCCGGCGGCUACCAGGUGCCCCGCUUGGCAUCCGGACCUCAGCCGGCCCCCGCUCUGCGCCCCUCCUCCACACCGAGCGUGGCACCCCUCAGCCAGGCGGAGCUCUGCGCCUCCACGCCAGCCCCGCCGCCGCCGCCGCGCCCGCCCAAGCCUGUCGCCAUCGCAGCACCAGGAGAGAGUCCCACGGGGGGCAAGUCACUCUCAGGUUGCGAGUCGCUGUCCGCCGCUCGCUCUCUGUCUGACCGAGCGAGCAUUUUUGACUUCAGCGACAGCUUCAACAGCUACUUUUUUAAUAAAGGCAUGGUACCGCUGGGCAGCGUUUGCUCCGAAGACGACGACGCGGACCAAAAUUACGUUGCCAUGAGCGCCGCCACCACGGAACCGCCGCUCGCCGCACGACCCUCGGAGGCAUCCGUUCAUCGCCAAGAGGUCAACUACGUCCCCAUGACCCCCGUCGCCGCUCGCCCGCCCGCCUCGGCAGACCCGGUGUCUUUUGGGAGGCAGGUGCCGCCGCCCGCUCACACGGGCUUCCGUAGCACCGCUCUGACGCCCGCCACGCCCCCUGCCCCUCCGAUCCGCAGGAGUGCGGUUGGUGGAGGGGAGCGCGAGGCCCUGCCGCCCCCCAUCCACCGCGAUCUCAAGCCCAGGCGCAGCGGGAAACCAGCUCCUUUGAAUCUCCCUCCAGUGCAGCAGGAAUGGCAGGAAGUCCCGCCCCCUGUGCGCUCACCUGUCACUCGAACCUUCACCAGAGACCCGCCCGGUCGCCAUUCAGCCAGGCCGACCUCAUCCCACAGUUCGUCUCCUUCCUCCGACUCGGAUGAUCCCGAUGACAGCUACGUCGCCAUGACGACCAGCGGUCUCAGCUUCAGCGCGGGAGAGCCCUCUCUAAGGCUCAUGCUUCACCGGGCCUCUGAGGGCGGGGCCAGCAGCCCGUUGGCCCGGCGAGCCAGAGGCAACAAACAGGUGGAGUACCUAGACCUGGACCUCCACACGGGGCGAUCGACACCACCAAGACAGAAACGUUGCCCGGACGACAUCGACGGAAGAGGCGACAAGCCGGCCGAGUGUGCGGAGGAGUGCGCCCGCGCCGUACGCGUGCGCGUCGACUACGUGGUGGUGGACCCCAAGAGGACCAAGGCCCUGAGGAGCACCAGGGAGGCGUGGCAUGAUGGGAGAAUGUCCACGGAGAAGUGCAAAGAACACAGCUGAGAAUUUAAAAAAAAAAAAAAAAAAAAACGUUGGGUCACAUGAAGA
Messenger RNA from Hippocampus comes (tiger tail seahorse), 2223 nucleotides. Its product is annotated as GRB2-associated-binding protein 1-like. The coding region runs from base 130 to 2178 and encodes 682 amino acids. Gene Ontology annotation, cellular component: cytoplasm. Gene Ontology annotation, biological process: signal transduction. The record is from RefSeq and is a predicted model, not a curated record. NCBI's taxonomy places the organism in Eukaryota, Metazoa, Chordata, Actinopteri, Syngnathiformes, Syngnathidae. The transcript has 12 exons. Gene Ontology annotation, molecular function: signaling adaptor activity.